Nicotiana tabacum (common tobacco) is the source of this 2029-nucleotide messenger RNA. Its product is annotated as protein Brevis radix-like 4. The record is from RefSeq and is a predicted model, not a curated record. Lineage: Eukaryota; Viridiplantae; Streptophyta; Magnoliopsida; Solanales; Solanaceae.
UACAAUCUUUUUUGAACUCAAAAUGAUGAUAUAAUAUUUGCCUAAUAAAGGAACCCAAGAAAAUGAAAGAGAAAAAGAAAAAGAAGUAGAAAAAGAGAAAGUAAAAGCAAAUAUAGCCAAAGUAGCCAUUGUUUCUCUUCCCUUAAUUUCAAGCUCCUUAGCUUCCUCACCAAAGUAGCCAUUCUUUCUCUUCCCUUAAUUUCUGAAAACUUCUGUAAUAUCCGUGUGUAGUAUUUGUACUCAAAAUUUUCUUUCUUUUUUUUUCUCUUCUUUUUUUUGAAUAAAUGAUUUUGUUGACUGUAGUUUGAGGCUGUCUUUAAUUAAUGAACUACAGGAAUCUCUGUGAUGGCGCAAUUUAAGGGAAGGCAUUAAAAGUGCGCCUUACCCCCUCUGCUUCUUUUUCCUUAUUACCCCACUUCCUCUUAUUCAAUACUUCUUCAGAUUGCUUUUCAAUCUCAAAGUGGAAGAAUUUGAUUAUAUAUAUAUAUAUAGCGAGAGAUUGAGAAAAUGCUUACGUGCAUAGCUCGUUCGAAACAACCGAGCGAUGAUUCGCGUGAUCAUCAACCUGAGAAAUUCAAUUCAAAUUCAGCUCCGGCCAAUAAACAAGCCGUUAAAACACUCACUUCUCAGAUUAAGGACAUGGCAUUGAAAGCAUCAGGAGCAUAUAAGCAGUGUAGUCCAUGUACAACUCAGCCGACGACUCUGCGGAAGAACGGAAGCCAAAACGAGUCGUCGGACUCGGCGUCGUUGGAUAAAUUCCGGUGGUCUUACAAGAGAACAGGGAGUUCGAGUUCGAGCUCGACGGCCGGGAGAAAGGAGCUGGAGGCGAGGCUGAAGGGAAUAUCGAGCGGAGAAGUUACGCCGGUGUCGGCGUCGGCGAGUGGCCGGCGAGUUGAACCGGUCGUGUUCGUUGAAGAAAGCGAGCCGAAAGAGUGGGUGGCGCAAGUUGAACCGGGUGUGCUCAUCACUUUCGUUUCGUUACCACGUGGCGGCAAUGAUCUCAAGCGGAUUCGAUUCAGUCGAGAAAUGUUUAAUAAAUACCAAGCUCAGAGGUGGUGGGCAGAGAAUUGUGAGAAGGUAAUGGAGCUUUAUAAUGUCCAGAGGUUGAAUCGCCAAGCUUUCCCCCUGCCAACACCUCCAAGAUCUGAAGACGGGAGUUCAAAAAUUGAAUCCAUCGAAGACAGUCCUGUGACACCCCCGCUCACUAAAGAACGACUGCCCCAUACUUUGUACCGUCCAAUGUAUUCAUCUUCAGAUUCUCUUGAACAACAUUCGACGCAUUCUCGCUAUAAUUAUGACUCUUGUGGUGUCGCCUCAACUCCGAAACUCUCAAGCAUCAGUGGAGCAAAGACAGAGAUAUCAUCUAUGGAUGCCUCUAUUAGGACUAGCACAUCAAGAGAUGUGGAUCGCUCUGGAGAGCUAUCUAUCAGCAAUGCCAGUGAUCUUGAAACUGAAUGGGUUGAGCAAGAUGAGCCUGGAGUCUACAUCACUAUACAAGCGCUACCAAAUGGCAGAAGAGAACUCAAACGAGUCAGAUUCAGCCGAGAAAAAUUUGGAGAAGUGCAUGCCAGGUUAUGGUGGGAAGAAAAUCGUGCGAGGAUACACAAGCAAUACCUGGGAUAGGAGUGCUUGCAAAUAUUGUUAAAUUUCCCUUUUGGUUGCCAAUUUAAGGAGAUGUUGCCUACUUGGGUGUUGCACUUCUUUGGCAACGCCCAAAGUAUAUUCAUUAUAUAUAUGAGAGAGGCAACAUACAGAGAAGAAUCUAAGUUUUGUUACCUUUGUGAACAACCAUCUUGGUUGUUGGACACCAUGUUCUUUCUUUCUUCCUCUUUUUUUCUUUGUUUUAUUUCCUUCGUCUAUAUUAUGGUGGGUUAAAAGGGGAUGGCAAAGAAACUAAAAUCUUUCUUUUGGGUAUAAGAUUUUAAGGGUUGAGAAUUUUGAUGUUGAUUGAAAAAAAGAAGAGAUUUUGAUGUUGGAUAUAUAUGCAAAAAUGUUUAUAUACAAGGGGAAAGUAUCUUUUUGUGUUCAA